Messenger RNA from Lithohypha guttulata, 954 nucleotides. RefSeq names its product Telomerase-binding protein (gene EST1). NCBI's taxonomy places the organism in Eukaryota, Fungi, Ascomycota, Eurotiomycetes, Chaetothyriales, Trichomeriaceae. Gene Ontology annotation, molecular function: hydrolase activity. The record is from RefSeq and is a predicted model, not a curated record. The transcript has 3 exons. Bases 1 to 954 code for a protein of 317 amino acids.
AUGUCGCUGACAGAAUCAUGGCUAAAUUUCGAGAAGGCGACGGGUGGCCGCAUCGUACUGCGAGGCAGUCCAGAAGACAUCAAGAAACAAUAUGACGACCUUGUUCAGAUGCUUAUUCCUCAUAUGCCUCAACCUUCGGAGAAUGUGAAAAGCGAAGACGGGUCCGUAGAUGGUGUGAAGUACAGGAUCUAUACUCCUAAAGGAGUUGACGGGUCACUCCCUAUUGCCAUGUGGACUCAUGGAGGAGGAUACAUGACAGGUGACUUGAACUCUGACGAUGUUCUGUGCCGUGUGGUAUGCGAGCAUACCAAGUCGAUAGUUGUGAAUAUUGAUUACAGCUUGACACCCGAGCACAAAUGGCCGACACAGCUGAACGAGUGUCUGAAGGUCUAUCGGUGGGCGCACGACAACGCUAGCUCGUUCCAGGGCGAUGCUCAUAAGAUGUACACGAUUGGUGGCAGUGCGGGUGGUGCUCUUGCGCUGCAGACCGCCAAUGCUGUACUCAAAGACAGCUCCCUCAAAGACAGCAUUAAGGGCGUGGCAGCGAUGGUACCCAGCACUACGCAUUAUGAGAAUUGUCCGGAAAAGUAUCAGUCGAUGUACACUGCGUACAAAGACAAUGCUGUGGAUGCACCAAUAAUCAACAAGGAGUCUAUGGAUAUCUUUCUUAGUCACCUCGGAGGAGACAAGGACGACUCUUCCCUCUUCACAUUACUCGCUACCGAGAACCAUAAGAAAUUCCCACCAGUAUAUUUCACUUCCUGUGAGUUCGACCCUCUGAGGGAUGAUGCGUACGUGCUUGAAGCAGCUCUCAAGGAGGCUGGUGUCAAUACCAAACAUGACCACUAUAAAGGCUUGCCUCACUACUUCUGGAUUUUUCCUGGCAUUCCGGAAGCACAGGGAUAUGUAGCUAAUCUGCUAGGUGGGAUCGGAUGGCUUCAAUCUCAGAUGUGA